Entamoeba nuttalli P19 is the source of this 1011-nucleotide messenger RNA. Its product is annotated as ubiquitin carboxyl-terminal hydrolase domain containing protein. The record is from RefSeq and is a predicted model, not a curated record. Gene Ontology annotation, biological process: protein deubiquitination. Gene Ontology annotation, molecular function: cysteine-type deubiquitinase activity; cysteine-type endopeptidase activity. Gene Ontology annotation, cellular component: cytosol; nucleus. The transcript has a single exon. NCBI's taxonomy places the organism in Eukaryota, Evosea, Mastigamoebida, Endamoebidae. The coding region runs from base 1 to 1011 and encodes 336 amino acids.
AUGUCACAAUCUGUAAAACCUAAAUCAUUGAAUUUAAAGAAAGCAUACCCAUUGUUUGGCAUUAAAAAUUUUAGGUCAACAUGUUUUGCUAAUAGUGUAUUCCAGGUAUUAUGUUCUUUACCACCUUUUGUUGAAUAUUUAAAAGAAGUAAAUCCUACAGAUGAUAUGAAAUAUACAAAAGCAAUGAAAGAGAUGUUUAACUUAUUUCUUCAAUGUAAUAAAGUUGGAAUUCAAAAAGAAAUUAUUGAUCCACCUCCAUCAAUGAAGGAGAUUAUUAUGAAAUUACAAACAGAAAGUGGUCAAUAUCAAAUGGAUGCAACAGAAUUUUAUACUACUUUAAUUAAUUGUUUACAUACUGAAUGUAAAAAUAAAAUAUCUGAAGGAGAAGAAGCACAACAAGAUGAUGAUGGAUGGGAAGAAGUUGGAAAAAAAUCCAAAAAGAUUCAAUUAAGAAGUGAAAAAACUGAUGGAACAAGUGUAAUUUCUGAUUAUUUUAGAGGAAGUAUGAGGUCAUUGACUAUAACUAUUGAUGAAAUGAAAAAAAAACACAACCAAGCCGUUUUACAAGAGUUUUAUGUUUUAUCAUUACCAAUUCAGUCUAAACAAAAUUGUGUUAGUUGUGUUAGUCAAGCUAUUAAUUUAGCUUUCUCAAAAAGAAAAAUUGAUAACACACAUUUUCAACAAUUGUUUAUUGAAGAAGCACCAAAAUUAUUAGUAUUACAAUUAAACCGUUUUAUUUAUGAUCGUGUGAAAUUAGAUGUUGUUAAAUUAGUAGAUCACAUCAAUUAUACUGAAUCUCUUCAAUUAAAAACAAAUAAAGGAAAUGUAAAUUAUAGACUUAUAAGUAUUAUUGAACAUCGUGGAAAUCAAAUAAGAAGAGGACAUUAUGUAUGUUAUGUUAGAAGAGGGGAGAAAUGGUAUUUUUGUAAUGAUGAAAAUAUUCAACUCAUUGAACAAAAAGAUAUUUAUGAUAAGAUGGCAUAUGUUUUAAUUUAUUCGUCUUUAAAUUAA